This is a messenger RNA of Closterium sp. Yama58-4, 2146 nucleotides long. The record is from the annotation of a GenBank genome assembly. Lineage: Eukaryota; Viridiplantae; Streptophyta; Zygnematophyceae; Desmidiales; Closteriaceae.
GCAAGUGGCAAACAACUCUCUUUCCGGGAAACUUCCAGUGACGCUUAAAGCCUCCUCCACACUUGCCACGCUUAGCCUUGCAGGAAACGGAUUCGCAGGCUCCUUGCCAGACUUCUCGCUGUGGAAGGGAAGCUUUGAAACGCUGGCGCUAAGCCACAACAACUUCACAGGGCCCAUUCCUGACUCCAUCUCCACGCUCUCCACUCUGCAGGCCAUCAUCCUCGACAGCAACCAACUGACGGGGACCAUUCCAGCUGCCAUUUUCAACAUGACGAAUGUACAAUCCAUCUACCUGGCCAACAACCGUCUGAGCGGCAGUCUGCCGUCUGCCAUCAGUCGCUUAAGAAAUCUCCAACAGAUCUGGCUGGACAACAACAGCAUCGAGGGCCCUCUGCCAUCCGCCAUCUGCUCGUUGCCCUGGCUGUGGCGCAUCAUGGUGAGCAACAACCAUCUCUACGGGCCUCUGCCAGACUGCCUCUUCGACAAAUGCAUCAACCAGAUCGAUGUGAGCAACAACAGCCUGUACGGGCGUGUGAGCCGCAACUUCAGGAGCAUGGUAGCAAACAGCGACGCGCUCAUCAACCUCGCACACAACUUCUUCUACGGCGACGCCGUGCUCUUUGCCGCGGGCUGCCAGGUGUGCCCCGAGGAGAUCACCCAGCGCAACCAGCUUCUGCCAGACGACAGCAGCGUGGCGCUAGCAGGGAAGUGCAGUGACGCCGGCUACUCUGGCCAGCGUGACUACUCAGUGGCGGGGGCAGGCAAGGGCGCCCGGGGGAGUCUCGCAGGCAACUGUUUGACCAUCAAUCGGGAGGUCAAUUGCCCGUCCAAUGCGACUCAGCGCAGCACGGCAGCCUGCCAGGCGUUCUGCAGCAUCACGGACAACGGCCCGUGUGACGGCCAUGGCGCGUGCGUGCCGCCUGCACCGGCCUCCCAGCCCAACUUCACGUGCGCGUGCGAUGCCGGGUACUCUCCAGUGGACGUGGGUAACGGCUCUACUUGCGCCAUCGUCAAUGCCACCACAACCAACUUGCCGUCGCUGUCAACAGGAGCCAUUGUGGGCAUUGCUGUGGGUUGCUUUGCCGGGUUCACUCUGCUCACUGCUGUGCUCGCCUGGCUACUGCGGCCCCGUGGACAGAGGAAAUGGAAAGGGCUGGACGUGUGCGAGCAGUUCUCCCUGGAGCAGCUUGUGAAGGCCACAGACAACUGGGCGAGUGACAACGUGCUGGGGAAGGGCGGGUUUGCCACCGUGUACAAGGGGUGCUCGCCGCAGGGGCAGCUGUGGGCAGUGAAGCGCUCCACUGUCAUGACCAACGACUUUGAGACCGAGGUGCGUGCCAUGGCAUCGCUGCACCAUGUGAAUCUGGUGCGCCUGCUGGGCUUCUGCCAGGAUCUGAACGUGGAGACGGGCAAGCAGGAGCAGAUCCUCGUGUAUGAGUUUGUGGCCAACGGGGACCUGCACCACCACAUCUACAAGUCCGAGAACCCUCUCUCGUUGCGCCAAAGGCUGCGCCUGGCGCAAGGAGCAGCGGAGGGCCUGGCGUACCUGCAUGGGUUUGCGACGCCCAUCCUCCACCGCGACAUCAAGCCAGCCAACAUCCUCGUGACACCCGACAUGCACGCCAAGGUCGCGGACUUUGGGCUGCUCAAGCUGCUCACUCAUGGCGAUGCUGAUGCCACUAGAGUGGCAGGCACGCCUGGCUAUGUGGAUCCAGACUACAACCGCUCCAACGUCAUCACGUCCAAGAGCGAUGUCUUCAGCUUCGGCAUUGUGCUCCUGGAGUUGCUGAGUGGAACUCCACCCACCUUUCACGGUGCAACCCAUAUUAAGGAAUGGGCGCGGCAGAGGGUGGAUGCAUAUGGGUUUGACGAGCUCAAGGACAGCAAACUGGAGGCCAGUGAGGAGACUGUGGUGGACUUUGCUGACCUGGCGCUGGACUGCACGAAGGCGCCGGGCACACGCCGCCCCGACAUGAAGGACGUGGCAUACCGCCUGCGUACCCUCAUUGACAAGCACUGCCCUGUCAAGGAGGAAGAGUGGGAGUUUGGUAGAGAAGAGAGUGUAAGCACCGGAGGGGAGCCAUCUGCCACGACGACCUAUUCUGCUGUCGGGAGCUCGUUGUUCAGCCCGGGACACAUGACAUGA